This is a messenger RNA of Mobula hypostoma (lesser devil ray), 26727 nucleotides long. RefSeq lists its product as uncharacterized. The record is from RefSeq and is a predicted model, not a curated record. The coding region runs from base 71 to 25492 and encodes 8473 amino acids. Gene Ontology annotation, cellular component: membrane. Gene Ontology annotation, molecular function: protein binding. The transcript has 101 exons. NCBI's taxonomy places the organism in Eukaryota, Metazoa, Chordata, Chondrichthyes, Myliobatiformes, Myliobatidae.
UGCAGUGACUUCUCUGGGCACAGCUGUAAGAGUCAGCAAUGAACCUACAUCUCUGAACCAUAGACUGAGAAUGAGGGGCAUUCAUUUGCCUUUGUUCCUGCUAACUGGAGCCCAGUUGUGGCAAAGCAUUACACCAGGGGAAAUUGAGAAGAACAAUUCACGCAAACAAAAGAACCAGAACAUCUGGAUUCCAGGUGCAGAUUACAUCACAAGAUGUGAUUUCAACAACAAUGCAAAGCCAUUUUGUGACUGGAUCCAGCCCUGUGAAAGUGACGAUGGAAGCUGGAUAAGAAGCAAGCAUGCUACGCCAACGUUGGGAACCGGUCCAGAGAAAGAUUACCCAGAUGGAGGUGGCUACUUCCUUUACCAAGAGGCCAGCAACUUGGUACCAUCACAGCUGAUCAGAUUGGAGAGUGUGGAAUUCACCGCGUCUGGAGAGAUAUGCAUCGACUUCUGGUAUCACAUGUUGGGAUUGGAGACCCAAAAUGAACUUAAGGUGGUGAUUCAGGAGAAUCUGACAGAAAGAGAUGUCUGGAGAAGGAAUGGCAACCAGGGACCCUCCUGGCUAUAUGGAUCACAGACAGUUCAUUUUCCAAGAAGCUCCAACAUAAAGGUCAUUUUCGAGUCUAUCCGUGGGCAGACAGACAAUGGCGACAUAGCUAUUGAUAAUGUAGCAAUCCGAAGAGGAAACUGCGGCAGUGCAGGUUGUUCAUUGGAUUGUAACUUUGACAAAGACUUGUGCCAUUGGACCCAAUCCAAGAACGAUACGUUGGACUGGAAACGCAUCAGAGGGUCGACACCGUCAUCCUACACAGGACCGAGUUUUGACCACACCACUGCAGGUGGUUACUACAUCUACAUUGAAGGCAACGAUGGGCAAGAAGGAGACCGAGCCCAAUUGGUCAGUGCUCCAUGUGCUGAGAGAGGAGCUCGAUGCAUGCGAUUCUGGUACCACAUGUAUGGAGUAGCUCGGCAUAUGGCUUUGAACGUUUACCAGGUUGAAAGCGGAACAGCAGUGCUGAAGUGGUCUGAUUCAGGAAAUAAGGGAAACCGAUGGAUUGAAGGACAGGUUAGCCUUCACCUGUCUGGAGAUUCUCAGAUCCUCCUUGAAGCGGUCCGUGGCAGUGACUACCGGAGUGAUGUUGCUGUGGAUGACAUUUCCUUUCACGUAGGAUGUUGUGAAGCAGAUGAUUGUGGGCCAACGACAUCUCCAACUACAGCCAGUACCAUGAUGCCUGACAAUACAGAGAGUUCCUGCGUAGUGCAAGGAGAUCCGCACUAUAUGACCUUUGAUGACCAAGCUCACGACUUUAUGGGAACGUGCACGUACACCUUAUCAAAACUGUGCAAUACCAGCAGCGGUCUGCCCUAUUUCAAUGUUGAAGCUGCAAAUGAGCACAGAGGCGGAAACCCAUACGUGUCUUACGUGAGACAAGUCAACGUUGAGGUUUCCAAUCACAGAAUCACACUAGGAAAGGGGCGUGUGGUAAAGGUUGAUGGGGAAGAGGCAGUGCUACCAGUUUCAGUCAGCCCGGGAGUUGUUGUCGCUCUGACUGGGCAGUACGUCGUCAUUAGCACUAGUUUUGGAUUGCGAGUGAAGUUUAAUGGCAAGCAUCGAGCUGAGGUGACUCUCUCGGGUCUCUUCAAAGGCAAGGUGUGUGGAAUGUGUGGGAACUAUAAUGAAGACAGAAGGGAUGAUUUUCUGAAUCCAGAUGGAAUAAUGGAACCUGACUCAGUCAGCUUGGGCAACAGCUGGCAGUCCGGAAAUGACACAAGGUGUACUCCUGAUGUUGGCAUCAGACCAGAUUGCAGUGAGGAUGAAAAGCGUAUCAUCGAAAGUAAAUAUUACUGUGGGAUAAUCAAGGAUGCAGACGGUCCUUUCAAAGGGUGCCAUUCGAAAGUCGACCCGGAAGCUUAUUUUGCCGACUGUGUCUACGACCUUUGUGCGUUAGGCACGGAGCAGGAGGCUCUGUGCAGCAGUUUGGAGUCGUACGGAGAUGCAUGCCAGUCAGAGGGAGCGAGAGUGGAAGCCUGGAGGAAUGAGACCUUUUGCCCUGUAAACUGUGGAGCGAAUAGUCAUUAUGAGCAGUGUGGCUCAGCUUGCCCAGCUACUUGUGUGAGUCCAAGUGCUCCAUCGCGCUGCUUGAAACCUUGCGUGGAAGGCUGUGUAUGUGACAGUGGGUACCUUCUCUACAAUGACCGAUGUGUGCCAGAGGAGAAGUGUGGUUGCUGGUAUGAAGGAAAGCACUACCCAGUGGGCUCUGAACUAUGGACAGAUGAUACCUGCUCAAGAAAAUGUAGAUGUCCUUCUGCAGGCAGUAAAAUGGUGUGCUGGGAUUCAACAUGUUCUAAAGAUUCAUACUGUGGAGUUGUAAACGGCGUCCCCGGUUGCUACCCAUACACGUACGGUAUCUGCAGAGUGCAUAAUGAUCCGCAUUACAACACCUUUGACAAAGCCACCCUGCACUUUAUGGGCAGCUGUACGUACACAAUAGCCAAGUGGUGUGGAAAUUCCUCCUCCCUUCCGUACUUCAACAUUGAAACAAAGAAUGAAAAUCGUGGCGACGCAAGAGUAUCUUAUGUUCAGAAAGUGCAUGUAACUGUUCACGGCCACAACGUUUGGAUUGUGAAGGGGGAAUCUCAGCGGGUGUUGGUUGAUGACGUGUGGGAGACCUUACCUGUCCAGCGUGGCAAGGGUGCCCUGAGUGUGAGCAGGAGCGGAAGAUACGUGGUCCUGACAACUGAUUUUGGCCUGUACGUGUCUUACGACACUGAUCAUUCAGUGGAAGUGAAGGUGCCGAGUACGUACUUUAAUCAGGUUUGUGGUAUGUGCGGUAACUACAAUGGAAUAUGGCAGGAUGACUACAUGAAACCUGACGGAUCGCAAGCAAAGGAUGUCAACGAACUGGGAAACAGCUGGAAGGUGCCACCUGACGAGCCGGGUUGUGACCCCAUCGAGCCAGGAGUGUGUUUGCCCGCAGAUGAGGAGCGCUACCGAGGUGAUGAUUUCUGUGGUCUGAUCAGCAGCCAGCAGGGGCCAUUUGUAAACUGCCACUCGGUAAUCCAUACCAAUGGUUUCUUUGAAAGUUGUGUUGUUGAAAUGUGCUUGACGGAUGGAGACCAAGGAGCUCUGUGUAGGACCCUGCAGAUCUAUUCAGAUGCCUGUCAGAGAGCAGGAGUGACCAUUGUGCCAUGGAGGAACUCCACUUUCUGUGGUAUCGUGUGUGCAGCCAACAGCCAUUACAAUGUAUGCGCCAGCGCUUGUCCAGCCACUUGCACUGACCGCUUUGCUUCGGAGAACUGUAGUAAGCCUUGUGUGGAGGACUGUGAGUGUAACCAUGGCUUUGUCCUGAGUGGAAGCUUGUGCGUGUCUGUCGAGAACUGUGGUUGCACGCACAAGAACAAAUACUACAAGAAAGGUGCAAUGUUCUGGGAAGACAGAUGUCGAGGAAAGUGCCGCUGCACUGGAAAUGACCGAAUCGUGUGCGAACCAGCAAAUUGUGGAGCGGGAGAAAUUUGCAAAGUGCAGGGUGGCAAUUUGGGAUGUUACCGCGCUGACACUGCGAUUUGCCAUAUCUAUGGUGACCCGCACUACACAACAUUUGAUGGGAAGCUGUACCAUUUCCAGGGUGCCUGUAAUUACACGGUGGCCGAGACUUGUGGAAAUACAUCUGUCCAAUUUUCUGUGACGAGCAGGAAUGAGCACCGUGGUAGUCCGAGCUGGACUGUCGUUAACUCGGUGAGCGUGCGCCUGGAGAACCUCCACAUUGCAUUGCGGAAAAAUAGGGACGUUUAUGUGGAUGGAGUGAGGGUGGAGCUUCCUGUGGAACCCACUGCUUCGGUAAGACUGUCGCUGGUAGGAUGGUAUGUUGUGCUCCAGACCAACUUUGGUCUUCAGGUGAAGUUUGACGGAGAUCAUCAACUGGUCGUAGUUGUGGACGAGAGAUACAAAGGACAGCUGUGUGGCUUGUGCGGAACCUACACCAAUGACCAACUGGAUGACUUCUUGAAACCCGAUGGAAUACUAGCUUCGGAUUCAAAUCAGUUUGGGAACAGUUGGAUAGUUACUGACAAUGACUGGCCGUGUAACCCAACAGCUCCUCUUCCGCCACCAUGCGAGCCAGCAGCAAGCGAAGAGGCAGAGAGAUACUGUAAAAUAGUCUUGGCUAACCCUGGUCCAUUUAAAGAGUGUCACUGGCAUAUCCCACCCCAACUCUACUUUGAGAGCUGCAUCUAUGACCACUGUGUGACUGGCGGAGAUUCUGUUCAGAUGUGCAACACGCUGGAGUCUUAUGCUUCAGCUUGUGAAGCAGCUGGUGUUGUGCUGGGAGAUUGGAGGCAGCAGAGUGGCUGUACUGAGAAAAGUUGUUCAUUGGAUUGUAACUUUGACAAAGACUUGUGCCAUUGGACGCAAUCCAAGAACGAUACGUUGGACUGGAAACGCAUCAGAGGGUCGACACCGUCAUCUUACACAGGACCGAGUUUUGACCACACCACUGCAGGUGGUUACUACAUCUACAUUGAAGGCAACGAUGGGCAAGCAGGAGACCGAGCCCAAUUGGUCAGUGCUCCAUGUGCGGAGAGAGGAGCUCGAUGCAUGCGAUUCUGGUACCACAUGUAUGGAGUAGCUCGGCAUAUGGCUUUGAACGUUUACCAGGUUGAAAGCGGAACAGCAGUGCUGAAGUGGUCUGAUUCAGGAAAUAAGGGAAACCGAUGGAUUGAAGGACAGGUUAGCCUUCACCUGUCUGGAGAUUCUCAGAUCCUCCUUGAAGCGGUCCGUGGCAGUGACUACCGGAGUGAUGUUGCUGUGGAUGACAUUUCCUUUCACGUAGGAUGUUGUGAAGCAGAUGAUUGUGGGCCAACGACAUCUCCAACUACAGCCAGUACCAUGAUGCCUGACAAUACAGAGACUUCCUGCAUAGUGCAAGGAGAUCCGCACUAUAUGACCUUUGAUGACCAAGCUCACGACUUUAUGGGAACGUGCACGUACACCUUAUCAAAACUGUGCAAUACCAGCAGCGGUCUGCCCUAUUUCAAUGUUGAAGCUGCAAAUGAGCACAGAGGCGGAAACCCAUACGUGUCUUACGUGAGACAAGUCAACGUUGAGGUUUCCGAUCACAGAAUCACACUAGGAAAGGGGCGUGUGGUAAAGGUUGAUGGGGAAGAGGCAGUGCUACCAGUUUCAGUCAGCCCGGGAGUUGUUGUCGCUCUGACUGGGCAGUACGUCGUCAUUAGCACUAGUUUUGGAUUGCGAGUGAAGUUUAAUGGCAAGCAUCGAGCUGAGGUGACUCUCUCGGGUCUCUUCAAAGGCAAGGUGUGUGGAAUGUGUGGGAACUAUAAUGAAGACAGAAGGGAUGAUUUUCUGAAUCCAGAUGGAAUAAUGGAACCUGACUCAGUCAGCUUGGGCAACAGCUGGCAGUCCGGAAAUGACACAAGGUGUACUCCUGAUGUUGGCAUCAGACCAGAUUGCAGUGAGGAUGAAAAGCGUAUCAUCGAAAGUAAAUAUUACUGUGGGAUAAUCAAGGAUGCAGACGGUCCUUUCAAAGGGUGCCAUUCGAAAGUCGACCCGGAAGCUUAUUUUGCCGACUGUGUCUACGACCUUUGUGCGUUAGGCACGGAGCAGGAGGCUCUGUGCAGCAGUUUGGAGUCGUACGGAGAUGCAUGCCAGUCAGAGGGAGCGAGAGUGGAAGCCUGGAGGAAUGAGACCUUUUGCCCUGUAAACUGUGGAGCGAAUAGUCAUUAUGAGCAGUGUGGCUCAGCUUGCCCAGCUACUUGUGUGAGUCCAAGUGCUCCAUCGCGCUGCUUGAAACCUUGCGUGGAAGGCUGUGUAUGUGACAGUGGGUACCUUCUCUACAAUGACCGAUGUGUGCCAGAGGAGAAGUGUGGUUGCUGGUAUGAAGGAAAGCACUACCCAGUGGGCUCUGAACUAUGGACAGAUGAUACCUGCUCAAGAAAAUGUAGAUGUCCUUCUGCAGGCAGUAAAAUGGUGUGCUGGGAUUCAACAUGUUCUAAAGAUUCAUACUGUGGAGUUGUAAACGGCGUCCCCGGUUGCUACCCAUACACGUACGGUAUCUGCAGAGUGCAUAAUGAUCCGCAUUACAACACCUUUGACAAAGCCACCCUGCACUUUAUGGGCAGCUGUACGUACACAAUAGCCAAGUGGUGUGGAAAUUCCUCCUCCCUUCCGUACUUCAACAUUGAAACAAAGAAUGAAAAUCGUGGCGAUGCAAGAGUAUCUUAUGUUCAGAAAGUGCAUGUAACUGUUCACGGCCACAACGUUUGGAUUGUGAAGGGGGAAUCUCAGCGGGUGUUGGUUGAUGACGUGUGGGAGACCUUACCUGUCCAGCGUGGCAAGGGUGCCCUGAGUGUGAGCAGGAGCGGAAGAUACGUGGUCCUGACAACUGAUUUUGGCCUGUACGUGUCUUACGACACUGAUCAUUCAGUGGAAGUGAAGGUGCCGAGUACGUACUUUAAUCAGGUUUGUGGUAUGUGCGGUAACUACAAUGGAAUAUGGCAGGAUGACUACAUGAAACCUGACGGAUCGCAAGCAAAGGAUGUCAAUGAACUGGGAAACAGCUGGAAGGUGCCACCUGACGAGCCGGGUUGUGACCCCAUCGAGCCAGGAGUGUGUUUGCCCGCAGAUGAGGAGCGCUACCGAGGUGAUGAUUUCUGUGGUCUGAUCAGCAGCCAGCAGGGGCCAUUUGUAAACUGCCACUCGGUAAUCAACACCAAUGGUUUCUUUGAAAGUUGUGUUGUUGAAAUGUGCUUGACGGAUGGAGACCAAGGAGCUCUGUGUAGGACCCUGCAGAUCUAUUCAGAUGCCUGUCAGAGAGCAGGAGUGACCAUUGUGCCAUGGAGGAACUCCACUUUCUGUGGUAUCGUGUGUGCAGCCAACAGCCAUUACAAUGUAUGUGCCAGCGCUUGUCCAGCUACUUGCACUGACCGCUUUGCUUCGGAGAACUGUAGUAAGCCUUGUGUGGAGGACUGUGAGUGUAACCAUGGCUUUGUCCUGAGUGGAAGCUUGUGCGUGUCUGUCGAGAACUGUGGUUGCACGCACAAGAACAAAUACUACGAGAAAGGUGCAAUGUUCUGGGAAGACGGAUGUCGAGGAAAGUGCCGCUGCACUGGAAAUGACCGAAUCGUGUGCGAACCAGCAAAUUGUGGAGCGGGAGAAAUUUGCAAAGUGCAGGGUGGCAAUUUGGGAUGUUACCGCGCUGACACUGCGAUUUGCCAUAUCUAUGGUGACCCGCACUACACAACAUUUGAUGGGAAGCUGUACCAUUUCCAAGGUGCCUGUAAUUACACGGUGACCGAGACUUGUGGAAAUACAUCUGUCCAAUUUUCUGUGACGAGCAGGAAUGAGCACCGUGGUAGUCCGAGCUGGACUGUCGUUAACUCGGUGAGCGUGCGCCUGGAGAACAUCCACAUUGCAUUGCGGAAAAAUAGGGACGUUUAUGUGGAUGGAGUGAGGGUGGAGCUUCCUGUGGAACCCACUGCUUCGGUAAGACUGUCGCUGGUAGGAUGGUAUGUUGUGCUCCAGACCAACUUUGGUCUUCAGGUGAAGUUUGACGGAGAUCAUCAACUGGUCGUAGUUGUGGACGAGAGAUACAAAGGACAGCUGUGUGGCUUGUGCGGAACCUACACCAAUGACCAACUGGAUGACUUCUUGAAACCCGAUGGAAUACUAGCUUCGGAUUCAAAUCAGUUUGGGAACAGUUGGAUAGUUACUGACAAUGACUGGCCGUGUAACCCAACAGCUCCUCUUCCGCCACCAUGCGAGCCAGCAGCAAGCGAAGAGGCAGAGAGAUACUGUAAAAUAGUCUUGGCUAACCCUGGUCCAUUUAAAGAGUGUCACUGGCAUAUCCCACCCCAACUCUACUUUGAGAGCUGCAUCUAUGACCACUGUGUGACUGGCGGAGAUUCUGUUCAGAUGUGCAACACGCUGGAGUCUUAUGCUUCAGCUUGUGAAGCAGCUGGUGUUGUGCUGGGAGAUUGGAGGCAGCAGAGUGGCUGUACUGAGAAAAGUUGUUCAUUGGAUUGUAACUUUGACAAAGACUUGUGCCAUUGGACGCAAUCCAAGAACGAUACGUUGGACUGGAAACGCAUCAGAGGGUCGACACCGUCAUCUUACACAGGACCGAGUUUUGACCACACCACUGCAGGUGGUUACUACAUCUACAUUGAAGGCAACGAUGGGCAAGCAGGAGACCGAGCCCAAUUGGUCAGUGCUCCAUGUGCGGAGAGAGGAGCUCGAUGCAUGCGAUUCUGGUACCACAUGUAUGGAGUAGCUCGGCAUAUGGCUUUGAACGUUUACCAGGUUGAAAGCGGAACAGCAGUGCUGAAGUGGUCUGAUUCAGGAAAUAAGGGAAACCGAUGGAUUGAAGGACAGGUUAGCCUUCACCUGUCUGGAGAUUCUCAGAUCCUCCUUGAAGCGGUCCGUGGCAGUGACUACCGGAGUGAUGUUGCUGUGGAUGACAUUUCCUUUCACGUAGGAUGUUGUGAAGCAGAUGAUUGUGGGCCAACGACAUCUCCAACUACAGCCAGUACCAUGAUGCCUGACAAUACAGAGACUUCCUGCAUAGUGCAAGGAGAUCCGCACUAUAUGACCUUUGAUGACCAAGCUCACGACUUUAUGGGAACGUGCACGUACACCUUAUCAAAACUGUGCAAUACCAGCAGCGGUCUGCCCUAUUUCAAUGUUGAAGCUGCAAAUGAGCACAGAGGCGGAAACCCAUACGUGUCUUACGUGAGACAAGUCAACGUUGAGGUUUCCGAUCACAGAAUCACACUAGGAAAGGGGCGUGUGGUAAAGGUUGAUGGGGAAGAGGCAGUGCUACCAGUUUCAGUCAGCCCGGGAGUUGUUGUCGCUCUGACUGGGCAGUACGUCGUCAUUAGCACUAGUUUUGGAUUGCGAGUGAAGUUUAAUGGCAAGCAUCGAGCUGAGGUGACUCUCUCGGGUCUCUUCAAAGGCAAGGUGUGUGGAAUGUGUGGGAACUAUAAUGAAGACAGAAGGGAUGAUUUUCUGAAUCCAGAUGGAAUAAUGGAACCUGACUCAGUCAGCUUGGGCAACAGCUGGCAGUCCGGAAAUGACACAAGGUGUACUCCUGAUGUUGGCAUCAGACCAGAUUGCAGUGAGGAUGAAAAGCGUAUCAUCGAAAGUAAAUAUUACUGUGGGAUAAUCAAGGAUGCAGACGGUCCUUUCAAAGGGUGCCAUUCGAAAGUCGACCCGGAAGCUUAUUUUGCCGACUGUGUCUACGACCUUUGUGCGUUAGGCACGGAGCAGGAGGCUCUGUGCAGCAGUUUGGAGUCGUACGGAGAUGCAUGCCAGUCAGAGGGAGCGAGAGUGGAAGCCUGGAGGAAUGAGACCUUUUGCCCUGUAAACUGUGGAGCGAAUAGUCAUUAUGAGCAGUGUGGCUCAGCUUGCCCAGCUACUUGUGUGAGUCCAAGUGCUCCAUCGCGCUGCUUGAAACCUUGCGUGGAAGGCUGUGUAUGUGACAGUGGGUACCUUCUCUACAAUGACCGAUGUGUGCCAGAGGAGAAGUGUGGUUGCUGGUAUGAAGGAAAGCACUACCCAGUGGGCUCUGAACUAUGGACAGAUGAUACCUGCUCAAGAAAAUGUAGAUGUCCUUCUGCAGGCAGUAAAAUGGUGUGCUGGGAUUCAACAUGUUCUAAAGAUUCAUACUGUGGAGUUGUAAACGGCGUCCCCGGUUGCUACCCAUACACGUACGGUAUCUGCAGAGUGCAUAAUGAUCCGCAUUACAACACCUUUGACAAAGCCACCCUGCACUUUAUGGGCAGCUGUACGUACACAAUAGCCAAGUGGUGUGGAAAUUCCUCCUCCCUUCCGUACUUCAACAUUGAAACAAAGAAUGAAAAUCGUGGCGAUGCAAGAGUAUCUUAUGUUCAGAAAGUGCAUGUAACUGUUCACGGCCACAACGUUUGGAUUGUGAAGGGGGAAUCUCAGCGGGUGUUGGUUGAUGACGUGUGGGAGACCUUACCUGUCCAGCGUGGCAAGGGUGCCCUGAGUGUGAGCAGGAGCGGAAGAUACGUGGUCCUGACAACUGAUUUUGGCCUGUACGUGUCUUACGACACUGAUCAUUCAGUGGAAGUGAAGGUGCCGAGUACGUACUUUAAUCAGGUUUGUGGUAUGUGCGGUAACUACAAUGGAAUAUGGCAGGAUGACUACAUGAAACCUGACGGAUCGCAAGCAAAGGAUGUCAACGAACUGGGAAACAGCUGGAAGGUGCCACCUGACGAGCCGGGUUGUGACCCCAUCGAGCCAGGAGUGUGUUUGCCCGCAGAUGAGGAGCGCUACCGAGGUGAUGAUUUCUGUGGUCUGAUCAGCAGCCAGCAGGGGCCAUUUGUAAACUGCCACUCGGUAAUCAACACCAAUGGUUUCUUUGAAAGUUGUGUUGUUGAAAUGUGCUUGACGGAUGGAGACCAAGGAGCUCUGUGUAGGACCCUGCAGAUCUAUUCAGAUGCCUGUCAGAGAGCAGGAGUGACCAUUGUGCCAUGGAGGAACUCCACUUUCUGUGGUAUCGUGUGUGCAGCCAACAGCCAUUACAAUGUAUGUGCCAGCGCUUGUCCAGCUACUUGCACUGACCGCUUUGCUUCGGAGAACUGUAGUAAGCCUUGUGUGGAGGACUGUGAGUGUAACCAUGGCUUUGUCCUGAGUGGAAGCUUGUGCGUGUCUGUCGAGAACUGUGGUUGCACGCACAAGAACAAAUACUACGAGAAAGGUGCAAUGUUCUGGGAAGACGGAUGUCGAGGAAAGUGCCGCUGCACUGGAAAUGACCGAAUCGUGUGCGAACCAGCAAAUUGUGGAGCGGGAGAAAUUUGCAAAGUGCAGGGUGGCAAUUUGGGAUGUUACCGCGCUGACACUGCGAUUUGCCAUAUCUAUGGUGACCCGCACUACACAACAUUUGAUGGGAAGCUGUACCAUUUCCAAGGUGCCUGUAAUUACACGGUGACCGAGACUUGUGGAAAUACAUCUGUCCAAUUUUCUGUGACGAGCAGGAAUGAGCACCGUGGUAGUCCGAGCUGGACUGUCGUUAACUCGGUGAGCGUGCGCCUGGAGAACAUCCACAUUGCAUUGCGGAAAAAUAGGGACGUUUAUGUGGAUGGAGUGAGGGUGGAGCUUCCUGUGGAACCCACUGCUUCGGUAAGACUGUCGCUGGUAGGAUGGUAUGUUGUGCUCCAGACCAACUUUGGUCUUCAGGUGAAGUUUGACGGAGAUCAUCAACUGGUCGUAGUUGUGGACGAGAGAUACAAAGGACAGCUGUGUGGCUUGUGCGGAACCUACACCAAUGACCAACUGGAUGACUUCUUGAAACCCGAUGGAAUACUAGCUUCGGAUUCAAAUCAGUUUGGGAACAGUUGGAUAGUUACUGACAAUGACUGGCCGUGUAACCCAACAGCUCCUCUUCCGCCACCAUGCGAGCCAGCAGCAAGCGAAGAGGCAGAGAGAUACUGUAAAAUAGUCUUGGCUAACCCUGGUCCAUUUAAAGAGUGUCACUGGCAUAUCCCACCCCAACUCUACUUUGAGUGCUGCAUCUAUGACCACUGUGUGACUGGCGGAGAUUCUGUUCAGAUGUGCAACACGCUGGAGUCUUAUGCUUCAGCUUGUGAAGCAGCUGGUGUUGUGCUGGGAGAUUGGAGGCAGCAGAGUGGCUGUACUGAGAAAAGUUGUUCAUUGGAUUGUAACUUUGACAAAGACUUGUGCCAUUGGACGCAAUCCAAGAACGAUACGUUGGACUGGAAACGCAUCAGAGGGUCGACACCGUCAUCUUACACAGGACCGAGUUUUGACCACACCACUGCAGGUGGUUACUACAUCUACAUUGAAGGCAACGAUGGGCAAGCAGGAGACCGAGCCCAAUUGGUCAGUGCUCCAUGUGCGGAGAGAGGAGCUCGAUGCAUGCGAUUCUGGUACCACAUGUAUGGAGUAGCUCGGCAUAUGGCUUUGAACGUUUACCAGGUUGAAAGCGGAACAGCAGUGCUGAAGUGGUCUGAUUCAGGAAAUAAGGGAAACCGAUGGAUUGAAGGACAGGUUAGCCUUCACCUGUCUGGAGAUUCUCAGAUCCUCCUUGAAGCGGUCCGUGGCAGUGACUACCGGAGUGAUGUUGCUGUGGAUGACAUUUCCUUUCACGUAGGAUGUUGUGAAGCAGAUGAUUGUGGGCCAACGACAUCUCCAACUACAGCCAGUACCAUGAUGCCUGACAAUACAGAGACUUCCUGCAUAGUGCAAGGAGAUCCGCACUAUAUGACCUUUGAUGACCAAGCUCACGACUUUAUGGGAACGUGCACGUACACCUUAUCAAAACUGUGCAAUACCAGCAGCGGUCUGCCCUAUUUCAAUGUUGAAGCUGCAAAUGAGCACAGAGGCGGAAACCCAUACGUGUCUUACGUGAGACAAGUCAACGUUGAGGUUUCCGAUCACAGAAUCACACUAGGAAAGGGGCGUGUGGUAAAGGUUGAUGGGGAAGAGGCAGUGCUACCAGUUUCAGUCAGCCCGGGAGUUGUUGUCGCUCUGACUGGGCAGUACGUCGUCAUUAGCACUAGUUUUGGAUUGCGAGUGAAGUUUAAUGGCAAGCAUCGAGCUGAGGUGACUCUCUCGGGUCUCUUCAAAGGCAAGGUGUGUGGAAUGUGUGGGAACUAUAAUGAAGACAGAAGGGAUGAUUUUCUGAAUCCAGAUGGAAUAAUGGAACCUGACUCAGUCAGCUUGGGCAACAGCUGGCAGUCCGGAAAUGACACAAGGUGUACUCCUGAUGUUGGCAUCAGACCAGAUUGCAGUGAGGAUGAAAAGCGUAUCAUCGAAAGUAAAUAUUACUGUGGGAUAAUCAAGGAUGCAGACGGUCCUUUCAAAGGGUGCCAUUCGAAAGUCGACCCGGAAGCUUAUUUUGCCGACUGUGUCUACGACCUUUGUGCGUUAGGCACGGAGCAGGAGGCUCUGUGCAGCAGUUUGGAGUCGUACGGAGAUGCAUGCCAGUCAGAGGGAGCGAGAGUGGAAGCCUGGAGGAAUGAGACCUUUUGCCCUGUAAACUGUGGAGCGAAUAGUCAUUAUGAGCAGUGUGGCUCAGCUUGCCCAGCUACUUGUGUGAGUCCAAGUGCUCCAUCGCGCUGCUUGAAACCUUGCGUGGAAGGCUGUGUAUGUGACAGUGGGUACCUUCUCUACAAUGACCGAUGUGUGCCAGAGGAGAAGUGUGGUUGCUGGUAUGAAGGAAAGCACUACCCAGUGGGCUCUGAACUAUGGACAGAUGAUACCUGCUCAAGAAAAUGUAGAUGUCCUUCUGCAGGCAGUAAAAUGGUGUGCUGGGAUUCAACAUGUUCUAAAGAUUCAUACUGUGGAGUUGUAAACGGCGUCCCCGGUUGCUACCCAUACACGUACGGUAUCUGCAGAGUGCAUAAUGAUCCGCAUUACAACACCUUUGACAAAGCCACCCUGCACUUUAUGGGCAGCUGUACGUACACAAUAGCCAAGUGGUGUGGAAAUUCCUCCUCCCUUCCGUACUUCAACAUUGAAACAAAGAAUGAAAAUCGUGGCGAUGCAAGAGUAUCUUAUGUUCAGAAAGUGCAUGUAACUGUUCACGGCCACAACGUUUGGAUUGUGAAGGGGGAAUCUCAGCGGGUGUUGGUUGAUGACGUGUGGGAGACCUUACCUGUCCAGCGUGGCAAGGGUGCCCUGAGUGUGAGCAGGAGCGGAAGAUACGUGGUCCUGACAACUGAUUUUGGCCUGUACGUGUCUUACGACACUGAUCAUUCAGUGGAAGUGAAGGUGCCGAGUACGUACUUUAAUCAGGUUUGUGGUAUGUGCGGUAACUACAAUGGAAUAUGGCAGGAUGACUACAUGAAACCUGACGGAUCGCAAGCAAAGGAUGUCAAUGAACUGGGAAACAGCUGGAAGGUGCCACCUGACGAGCCGGGUUGUGACCCCAUCGAGCCAGGAGUGUGUUUGCCCGCAGAUGAGGAGCGCUACCGAGGUGAUGAUUUCUGUGGUCUGAUCAGCAGCCAGCAGGGGCCAUUUGUAAACUGCCACUCGGUAAUCAACACCAAUGGUUUCUUUGAAAGUUGUGUUGUUGAAAUGUGCUUGACGGAUGGAGACCAAGGAGCUCUGUGUAGGACCCUGCAGAUCUAUUCAGAUGCCUGUCAGAGAGCAGGAGUGACCAUUGUGCCAUGGAGGAACUCCACUUUCUGUGGUAUCGUGUGUGCAGCCAACAGCCAUUACAAUGUAUGUGCCAGCGCUUGUCCAGCUACUUGCACUGACCGCUUUGCUUCGGAGAACUGUAGUAAGCCUUGUGUGGAGGACUGUGAGUGUAACCAUGGCUUUGUCCUGAGUGGAAGCUUGUGCGUGUCUGUCGAGAACUGUGGUUGCACGCACAAGAACAAAUACUACGAGAAAGGUGCAAUGUUCUGGGAAGACGGAUGUCGAGGAAAGUGCCGCUGCACUGGAAAUGACCGAAUCGUGUGCGAACCAGCAAAUUGUGGAGCGGGAGAAAUUUGCAAAGUGCAGGGUGGCAAUUUGGGAUGUUACCGCGCUGACACUGCGAUUUGCCAUAUCUAUGGUGACCCGCACUACACAACAUUUGAUGGGAAGCUGUACCAUUUCCAAGGUGCCUGUAAUUACACGGUGACCGAGACUUGUGGAAAUACAUCUGUCCAAUUUUCUGUGACGAGCAGGAAUGAGCACCGUGGUAGUCCGAGCUGGACUGUCGUUAACUCGGUGAGCGUGCGCCUGGAGAACAUCCACAUUGCAUUGCGGAAAAAUAGGGACGUUUAUGUGGAUGGAGUGAGGGUGGAGCUUCCUGUGGAACCCACUGCUUCGGUAAGACUGUCGCUGGUAGGAUGGUAUGUUGUGCUCCAGACCAACUUUGGUCUUCAGGUGAAGUUUGACGGAGAUCAUCAACUGGUCGUAGUUGUGGACGAGAGAUACAAAGGACAGCUGUGUGGCUUGUGCGGAACCUACACCAAUGACCAACUGGAUGACUUCUUGAAACCCGAUGGAAUACUAGCUUCGGAUUCAAAUCAGUUUGGGAACAGUUGGAUAGUUACUGACAAUGACUGGCCGUGUAACCCAACAGCUCCUCUUCCGCCACCAUGCGAGCCAGCAGCAAGCGAAGAGGCAGAGAGAUACUGUAAAAUAGUCUUGGCUAACCCUGGUCCAUUUAAAGAGUGUCACUGGCAUAUCCCACCCCAACUCUACUUUGAGAGCUGCAUCUAUGACCACUGUGUGACUGGCGGAGAUUCUGUUCAGAUGUGCAACACGCUGGAGUCUUAUGCUUCAGCUUGUGAAGCAGCUGGUGUUGUGCUGGGAGAUUGGAGGCAGCAGAGUGGCUGUACUGAGAAAAGUUGUUCAUUGGAUUGUAACUUUGACAAAGACUUGUGCCAUUGGACGCAAUCCAAGAACGAUACGUUGGACUGGAAACGCAUCAGAGGGUCGACACCGUCAUCUUACACAGGACCGAGUUUUGACCACACCACUGCAGGUGGUUACUACAUCUACAUUGAAGGCAACGAUGGGCAAGCAGGAGACCGAGCCCAAUUGGUCAGUGCUCCAUGUGCGGAGAGAGGAGCUCGAUGCAUGCGAUUCUGGUACCACAUGUAUGGAGUAGCUCGGCAUAUGGCUUUGAACGUUUACCAGGUUGAAAGCGGAACAGCAGUGCUGAAGUGGUCUGAUUCAGGAAAUAAGGGAAACCGAUGGAUUGAAGGACAGGUUAGCCUUCACCUGUCUGGAGAUUCUCAGAUCCUCCUUGAAGCGGUCCGUGGCAGUGACUACCGGAGUGAUGUUGCUGUGGAUGACAUUUCCUUUCACGUAGGAUGUUGUGAAGCAGAUGAUUGUGGGCCAACGACAUCUCCAACUACAGCCAGUACCAUGAUGCCUGACAAUACAGAGACUUCCUGCAUAGUGCAAGGAGAUCCGCACUAUAUGACCUUUGAUGACCAAGCUCACGACUUUAUGGGAACGUGCACGUACACCUUAUCAAAACUGUGCAAUACCAGCAGCGGUCUGCCCUAUUUCAAUGUUGAAGCUGCAAAUGAGCACAGAGGCGGAAACCCAUACGUGUCUUACGUGAGACAAGUCAACGUUGAGGUUUCCGAUCACAGAAUCACACUAGGAAAGGGGCGUGUGGUAAAGGUUGAUGGGGAAGAGGCAGUGCUACCAGUUUCAGUCAGCCCGGGAGUUGUUGUCGCUCUGACUGGGCAGUACGUCGUCAUUAGCACUAGUUUUGGAUUGCGAGUGAAGUUUAAUGGCAAGCAUCGAGCUGAGGUGACUCUCUCGGGUCUCUUCAAAGGCAAGGUGUGUGGAAUGUGUGGGAACUAUAAUGAAGACAGAAGGGAUGAUUUUCUGAAUCCAGAUGGAAUAAUGGAACCUGACUCAGUCAGCUUGGGCAACAGCUGGCAGUCCGGAAAUGACACAAGGUGUACUCCUGAUGUUGGCAUCAGACCAGAUUGCAGUGAGGAUGAAAAGCGUAUCAUCGAAAGUAAAUAUUACUGUGGGAUAAUCAAGGAUGCAGACGGUCCUUUCAAAGGGUGCCAUUCGAAAGUCGACCCGGAAGCUUAUUUUGCCGACUGUGUCUACGACCUUUGUGCGUUAGGCACGGAGCAGGAGGCUCUGUGCAGCAGUUUGGAGUCGUACGGAGAUGCAUGCCAGUCAGAGGGAGCGAGAGUGGAAGCCUGGAGGAAUGAGACCUUUUGCCCUGUAAACUGUGGAGCGAAUAGUCAUUAUGAGCAGUGUGGCUCAGCUUGCCCAGCUACUUGUGUGAGUCCAAGUGCUCCAUCGCGCUGCUUGAAACCUUGCGUGGAAGGCUGUGUAUGUGACAGUGGGUACCUUCUCUACAAUGACCGAUGUGUGCCAGAGGAGAAGUGUGGUUGCUGGUAUGAAGGAAAGCACUACCCAGUGGGCUCUGAACUAUGGACAGAUGAUACCUGCUCAAGAAAAUGUAGAUGUCCUUCUGCAGGCAGUAAAAUGGUGUGCUGGGAUUCAACAUGUUCUAAAGAUUCAUACUGUGGAGUUGUAAACGGCGUCCCCGGUUGCUACCCAUACACGUACGGUAUCUGCAGAGUGCAUAAUGAUCCGCAUUACAACACCUUUGACAAAGCCACCCUGCACUUUAUGGGCAGCUGUACGUACACAAUAGCCAAGUGGUGUGGAAAUUCCUCCUCCCUUCCGUACUUCAACAUUGAAACAAAGAAUGAAAAUCGUGGCGAUGCAAGAGUAUCUUAUGUUCAGAAAGUGCAUGUAACUGUUCACGGCCACAACGUUUGGAUUGUGAAGGGGGAAUCUCAGCGGGUGUUGGUUGAUGACGUGUGGGAGACCUUACCUGUCCAGCGUGGCAAGGGUGCCCUGAGUGUGAGCAGGAGCGGAAGAUAUGUGGUCCUGACAACUGAUUUUGGCCUGUACGUGUCUUACGACACUGAUCAUUCAGUGGAAGUGAAGGUGCCGAGUACGUACUUUAAUCAGGUUUGUGGUAUGUGCGGUAACUACAAUGGAAUAUGGCAGGAUGACUACAUGAAACCUGACGGAUCGCAAGCAAAGGAUGUCAAUGAACUGGGAAACAGCUGGAAGGUGCCACCUGACGAGCCGGGUUGUGACCCCAUCGAGCCAGGAGUGUGUUUGCCCGCAGAUGAGGAGCGCUACCGAGGUGAUGAUUUCUGUGGUCUGAUCAGCAGCCAGCAGGGGCCAUUUGUAAACUGCCACUCGGUAAUCAACACCAAUGGUUUCUUUGAAAGUUGUGUUGUUGAAAUGUGCUUGACGGAUGGAGACCAAGGAGCUCUGUGUAGGACCCUGCAGAUCUAUUCAGAUGCCUGUCAGAGAGCAGGAGUGACCAUUGUGCCAUGGAGGAACUCCACUUUCUGUGGUAUCGUGUGUGCAGCCAACAGCCAUUACAAUGUAUGUGCCAGCGCUUGUCCAGCUAUUUGCACUGACCGCUUUGCUUCGGAGAACUGUAGUAAGCCUUGUGUGGAGGACUGUGAGUGUAACCAUGGCUUUGUCCUGAGUGGAAGCUUGUGCGUGUCUGUCGAGAACUGUGGUUGCACGCACAAGAACAAAUACUACGAGAAAGGUGCAAUGUUCUGGGAAGACGGAUGUCGAGGAAAGUGCCGCUGCACUGGAAAUGACCGAAUCGUGUGCGAACCAGCAAAUUGUGGAGCGGGAGAAAUUUGCAAAGUGCAGGGUGGCAAUUUGGGAUGUUACCGCGCUGACACUGCGAUUUGCCAUAUCUAUGGUGACCCGCACUACACAACAUUUGAUGGGAAGCUGUACCAUUUCCAGGGUGCCUGUAAUUACACGGUGACCGAGACUUGUGGAAAUACAUCUGUCCAAUUUUCUGUGACGAGCAGGAAUGAGCACCGUGGUAGUCCGAGCUGGACUGUCGUUAACUCGGUGAGCGUGCGCCUGGAGAACAUCCACAUUGCAUUGCGGAAAAAUAGGGACGUUUAUGUGGAUGGAGUGAGGGUGGAGCUUCCUGUGGAACCCACUGCUUCGGUAAGACUGUCGCUGGUAGGAUGGUAUGUUGUGCUCCAGACCAACUUUGGUCUUCAGGUGAAGUUUGACGGAGAUCAUCAACUGGUCGUAGUUGUGGACGAGAGAUACAAAGGACAGCUGUGUGGCUUGUGCGGAACCUACACCAAUGACCAACUGGAUGACUUCUUGAAACCCGAUGGAAUACUAGCUUCGGAUUCAAAUCAGUUUGGGAACAGUUGGAUAGUUACUGACAAUGACUGGCCGUGUAACCCAACAGCUCCUCUUCCGCCACCAUGCGAGCCAGCAGCAAGCGAAGAGGCAGAGAGAUACUGUAAAAUAGUCUUGGCUAACCCUGGUCCAUUUAAAGAGUGUCACUGGCAUAUCCCACCCCAACUCUACUUUGAGAGCUGCAUCUAUGACCACUGUGUGACUGGCGGAGAUUCUGUUCAGAUGUGCAACACGCUGGAGUCUUAUGCUUCAGCUUGUGAAGCAGCUGGUGUUGUGCUGGGAGAUUGGAGGCAGCAGAGUGGCUGUACUGAGAAAAGUUGUUCAUUGGAUUGUAACUUUGACAAAGACUUGUGCCAUUGGACGCAAUCCAAGAACGAUACGUUGGACUGGAAACGCAUCAGAGGGUCGACACCGUCAUCUUACACAGGACCGAGUUUUGACCACACCACUGCAGGUGGUUACUACAUCUACAUUGAAGGCAACGAUGGGCAAGCAGGAGACCGAGCCCAAUUGGUCAGUGCUCCAUGUGCGGAGAGAGGAGCUCGAUGCAUCCGAUUCUGGUACCACAUGUAUGGAGUAGCUCGGCAUAUGGCUUUGAACGUUUACCAGGUUGAAAGCGGAACAGCAGUGCUGAAGUGGUCUGAUUCAGGAAAUAAGGGAAACCGAUGGAUUGAAGGACAGGUUAGCCUUCACCUGUCUGGAGAUUCUCAGAUCCUCCUUGAAGCGGUCCGUGGCAGUGACUACCGGAGUGAUGUUGCUGUGGAUGACAUUUCCUUUCACGUAGGAUGUUGUGAAGCAGAUGAUUGUGGGCCAACGACAUCUCCAACUACAGCCAGUACCAUGAUGCCUGACAAUACAGAGACUUCCUGCAUAGUGCAAGGAGAUCCGCACUAUAUGACCUUUGAUGACCAAGCUCACGACUUUAUGGGAACGUGCACGUACACCUUAUCAAAACUGUGCAAUACCAGCAGCGGUCUGCCCUAUUUCAAUGUUGAAGCUGCAAAUGAGCACAGAGGCGGAAACCCAUACGUGUCUUACGUGAGACAAGUCAACGUUGAGGUUUCCGAUCACAGAAUCACACUAGGAAAGGGGCGUGUGGUAAAGGUUGAUGGGGAAGAGGCAGUGCUACCAGUUUCAGUCAGCCCGGGAGUUGUUGUCGCUCUGACUGGGCAGUACGUCGUCAUUAGCACUAGUUUUGGAUUGCGAGUGAAGUUUAAUGGCAAGCAUCGAGCUGAGGUGACUCUCUCGGGUCUCUUCAAAGGCAAGGUGUGUGGAAUGUGUGGGAACUAUAAUGAAGACAGAAGGGAUGAUUUUCUGAAUCCAGAUGGAAUAAUGGAACCUGACUCAGUCAGCUUGGGCAACAGCUGGCAGUCCGGAAAUGACACAAGGUGUACUCCUGAUGUUGGCAUCAGACCAGAUUGCAGUGAGGAUGAAAAGCGUAUCAUCGAAAGUAAAUAUUACUGUGGGAUAAUCAAGGAUGCAGACGGUCCUUUCAAAGGGUGCCAUUCGAAAGUCGACCCGGAAGCUUAUUUUGCCGACUGUGUCUACGACCUUUGUGCGUUAGGCACGGAGCAGGAGGCUCUGUGCAGCAGUUUGGAGUCGUACGGAGAUGCAUGCCAGUCAGAGGGAGCGAGAGUGGAAGCCUGGAGGAAUGAGACCUUUUGCCCUGUAAACUGUGGAGCGAAUAGUCAUUAUGAGCAGUGUGGCUCAGCUUGCCCAGCUACUUGUGUGAGUCCAAGUGCUCCAUCGCGCUGCUUGAAACCUUGCGUGGAAGGCUGUGUAUGUGACAGUGGGUACCUUCUCUACAAUGACCGAUGUGUGCCAGAGGAGAAGUGUGGUUGCUGGUAUGAAGGAAAGCACUACCCAGUGGGCUCUGAACUAUGGACAGAUGAUACCUGCUCAAGAAAAUGUAGAUGUCCUUCUGCAGGCAGUAAAAUGGUGUGCUGGGAUUCAACAUGUUCUAAAGAUUCAUACUGUGGAGUUGUAAACGGCGUCCCCGGUUGCUACCCAUACACGUACGGUAUCUGCAGAGUGCAUAAUGAUCCGCAUUACAACACCUUUGACAAAGCCACCCUGCACUUUAUGGGCAGCUGUACGUACACAAUAGCCAAGUGGUGUGGAAAUUCCUCCUCCCUUCCGUACUUCAACAUUGAAACAAAGAAUGAAAAUCGUGGCGACGCAAGAGUAUCUUAUGUUCAGAAAGUGCAUGUAACUGUUCACGGCCACAACGUUUGGAUUGUGAAGGGGGAAUCUCAGCGGGUGUUGGUUGAUGACGUGUGGGAGACCUUACCUGUCCAGCGUGGCAAGGGUGCCCUGAGUGUGAGCAGGAGCGGAAGAUACGUGGUCCUGACAACUGAUUUUGGCCUGUACGUGUCUUACGACACUGAUCAUUCAGUGGAAGUGAAGGUGCCGAGUACGUACUUUAAUCAGGUUUGUGGUAUGUGCGGUAACUACAAUGGAAUAUGGCAGGAUGACUACAUGAAAACUGACGGAUCGCAAGCAAAGGAUGUCAACGAACUGGGAAACAGCUGGAAGGUGCCACCUGACGAGCCGGGUUGUGACCCCAUCGAGCCAGGAGUGUGUUUGCCCGCAGAUGAGGAGCGCUACCGAGGUGAUGAUUUCUGUGGUCUGAUCAGCAGCCAGCAGGGGCCAUUUGUAAACUGCCACUCGGUAAUCAACACCAAUGGUUUCUUUGAAAGUUGUGUUGUUGAAAUGUGCUUGACGGAUGGAGACCAAGGAGCUCUGUGUAGGACCCUGCAGAUCUAUUCAGAUGCCUGUCAGAGAGCAGGAGUGACCAUUGUGCCAUGGAGGAACUCCACUUUCUGUGGUAUCGUGUGUGCAGCCAACAGCCAUUACAAUGUAUGUGCCAGCGCUUGUCCAGCUACUUGCACUGACCGCUUUGCUUCGGAGAACUGUAGUAAGCCUUGUGUGGAGGACUGUGAGUGUAACCAUGGCUUUGUCCUGAGUGGAAGCUUGUGCGUGUCUGUCGAGAACUGUGGUUGCACGCACAAGAACAAAUACUACGAGAAAGGUGCAAUGUUCUGGGAAGACGGAUGUCGAGGAAAGUGCCGCUGCACUGGAAAUGACCGAAUCGUGUGCGAACCAGCAAAUUGUGGAGCGGGAGAAAUUUGCAAAGUGCAGGGUGGCAAUUUGGGAUGUUACCGCGCUGACACUGCGAUUUGCCAUAUCUAUGGUGACCCGCACUACACAACAUUUGAUGGGAAGCUGUACCAUUUCCAAGGUGCCUGUAAUUACACGGUGACCGAGACUUGUGGAAAUACAUCUGUCCAAUUUUCUGUGACGAGUAGGAAUGAGCACCGUGGUAGUCCGAGCUGGACUGUCGUUAACUCGGUGAGCGUGCGCCUGGAGAACAUCCACAUUGCAUUGCGGAAAAAUAGGGACGUUUAUGUGGAUGGAGUGAGGGUGGAGCUUCCUGUGGAACCCACUGCUUCGGUAAGACUGUCGCUGGUAGGAUGGUAUGUUGUGCUCCAGACCAACUUUGGUCUUCAGGUGAAGUUUGACGGAGAUCAUCAACUGGUCGUAGUUGUGGACGAGAGAUACAAAGGACAGCUGUGUGGCUUGUGCGGAACCUACACCAAUGACCAACUGGAUGACUUCUUGAAACCCGAUGGAAUACUAGCUUCGGAUUCAAAUCAGUUUGGGAACAGUUGGAUAGUUACUGACAAUGACUGGCCGUGUAACCCAACAGCUCCUCUUCCGCCACCAUGCGAGCCAGCAGCAAGCGAAGAGGCAGAGAGAUACUGUAAAAUAGUCUUGGCUAACCCUGGUCCAUUUAAAGAGUGUCACUGGCAUAUCCCACCCCAACUCUACUUUGAGAGCUGCAUCUAUGACCACUGUGUGACUGGCGGAGAUUCUGUUCAGAUGUGCAACACGCUGGAGUCUUAUGCUUCAGCUUGUGAAGCAGCUGGUGUUGUGCUGGGAGAUUGGAGGCAGCAGAGUGGCUGUACUGAGAAAAGUUGUUCAUUGGAUUGUAACUUUGACAAAGACUUGUGCCAUUGGACCCAAUCCAAGAACGAUACGUUGGACUGGAAACGCAUCAGAGGGUCGACACCAUCAUCUUACACAGGACCGAGUUUUGACCACACCACUGCAGGUGGUUACUACAUCUACAUUGAAGGCAACGAUGGGCAAGCAGGAGACCGAGCCCAAUUGGUCAGUGCUCCAUGUGCGGAGAGAGGAGCUCGAUGCAUGCGAUUCUGGUACCACAUGUAUGGAGUAGCUCGGCAUAUGGCUUUGAACGUUUACCAGGUUGAAAGCGGAACAGCAGUGCUGAAGUGGUCUGAUUCAGGAAAUAAGGGAAACCGAUGGAUUGAAGGACAGGUUAGCCUUCACCUGUCUGGAGAUUCUCAGAUCCUCCUUGAAGCGGUCCGUGGCAGUGACUACCGGAGUGAUGUUGCUGUGGAUGACAUUUCCUUUCACGUAGGAUGUUGUGAAGAGGGUUGUGGAACAACAGCAACUACAAUCAUCUCAACUACAGCCAGUACCACAAUACCUGACUCUACAGGAAGUGCAUCCUGCCAUGUUGCUAGCGGUACUCACUACUAUACCUUCGAUAAAUUCAUGUACUCAUUCUCGGGCACUUGUGCGUACACCCUGGUGAAAAUGUCUGACAACAGCAGUGUGAUUCCUGUCAGCAUCAGCAUAUUAAAUGAAGGACAAGGACAACUUCCUUCAUCUUAUUUGAGGGAGAUCUACAUAGAUGUCUACGGUGUUCGUCUUACACUACAAAGAAACAGGAGGAUCUUGCUGAAUGGAGUAAGGAUCCGUACACCAAUCCCAGCUUACGUGAAAGGUAUAAAGGUUAUAACAAAUGGUAUCUACACAAUAGUUGAGACAGAUUUUGGCAUGGCAGUGAAAUUUGACGGCACUCACAAUCUUGAGAUUAGUUUGCCUGACUCAUACUAUUCAAAGGUGUGUGGUUUAUGUGGUGAUUACAAUGGUCGGCAAGUUGAUGAGUUUCGAAUGCCCAAUGGUCAAAUUGCAUCCAGCGCCAGUCACUUUGGAAACAGUUGGCAAUCAAAGGAAUUUGGCAGUCAAGGCUGUGUGCCAAGAAGCCAACAACAGAUGGGCUAUCUUUGCACUCCAAAAGAGAAGCUGAUAAUCGAGUGCAAGUGCAAGGAGCUGCUGUCCAAUAAGCACCAGUCCUGUCACCCCCUUGUUAACCCAGAUCUCUUCAUCCAGAAUUGUGUGCAGGAUAUGUGCAAGCACAACGGUCUGCUCUCAGCACUCUGUGACAACAUCCAACAUUAUGCUGAUGUCUGUAAAAAACUGGGAACAGAACUUAAAUGGAGAAACAGUACUUUCUGCCCUCUUUAUUGUCCAGCAAACAGCUCCUAUGUGACUUGUGCUCCAGCCUGUCCUGCAACAUGUGAUAAUAUAAAUGCAAGAUCCAGCUGUGCCACGGCUUCCAUGUGUGUGGAAGGAUGUGCGUGUGAUGAUGGCUUUGUCCAGAGUGAUGACAGAUGUGUUUCAGUCAGUGAGUGUGGCUGCAGAGACACAAAUGAUCAUUACCAUCCUGUUGGAGAGGUGUGGCUGACACAACACUGUAUUCAAAUGUGUAUCUGUAAGGAAGGUGGUGAAAUAAACUGCACAAACUAUGGCUGUGGAUCUAAUGAGCACUGCAGACUGAGAAGAAAUGGGCAAUAUACCUGCAGACCUACUGGGUUCAGUAAGUGCACUGCUGGGGGAAACCCAUAUUAUUUGGGUUUUGAUGGUCUGGUCCAUCACUUCACGGCUGAGAAUCAAUACACAUUGGCAGAAACAAUUGGCAUUCUGGAUAGACUGCAGGAGUUCAGAAUUUUUGGCAAAAAUGCACCUCUGAAGGAAAAGAAUGCAACUGCUCACCUGCAAGAGAUCAUUAUUGAAGUCUACGGCCACACUAUUCGUUUUGAGGAAAAGCAAAAACUUGUGGUGGAUGGUGAACUGAUAAAGCCUCCGAUUCAGCCUCAUGAUGGUCUGUGGAUUUACCAAAGAUCCAAUAUGCUCCAUCUGGAAACAGACUUUGGCCUAGCUGUCAGCUUUCGUGAGGGAGCUAACUCAGAUAUCACUCUGCCAAUUAACUACAAGAAGUGGGUUCAAGGACUAUGUAAUAACUUCACAGGAAAAGACAAAAAUAGUCCUAUAUCUGGAGGACCAGAAUCUGCAGAGAGACAGUGGCAGCAUCCGACUACAGAUGAAAAUCUGGGAUUGGCCUUGCAGUGUAGCAAAACCGAACUGACUCUCAUAAACAGCACCAGUUACUGUGGAAUUAUUUCUGAUCCAGAUGGACCAUUCGGCAACUGCCAUAGAUUCAUCUCCCCAGAACAGUAUCAAAUGAGCUGCAUUCUCAGUAUGUGUGCCUUAUUGAAUAACAGUGAGGUGCUGUGCCUCAGCCUGGAACAAUAUGCGCGACACUGUCAAGAACGAGGAGUCACUCUGGGAGACUGGAGGAGUGACACCCUCUGUGAGAUAGUAUGUCCAGAAAACAGCCAGUACAAUAUGCAGAUGUCAGCCUGCCCUGCUUCGUGUGGUGACUUCGAUGCUCCCUCAGAAUGUGAGGCAGCCAGCAUUGAGGGCUGCGAAUGCUUACCAGGCUUCAUACUCAGUGAUUUCCAAUGUGUCCCCUACAAUAAAUGUGGAUGCACAUAUCAAAACAAGUAUUAUGAGAUUGGGGAAAAAUUUAUCACAGAAGAUUGCUCUGAAGCUUGUGAAUGCAUUGGUACUGCCACAGUUAACUGCACAACAAUGCUCUGUACUCCCAGAACUACCUGUACCAUCGCUAAUCGCAUCAGAGGAUGCUACUGAUGAAAGAACACGUUAUGUACAUUUAAAUCAAGGAACUGCAGCUCAAGGACCUAUUGGAAGAGAGGACUCACAAGACCAUGUUCAACAAGUCAUGAGAGGGCGAUGAUGAUCAACUAAAAUCAGAAACUAAUAGUAAAUUGUUGCUGUCUAUCUGCUUUGAUUAUUAAUUUACACAUCAGUAAUAAACUUUGCCAAAUAGGUCAGGUUUAUUUAGGAUCCAAAAACAUUGUUUACCUGUACUUAAAAAUAAGAUUUCCACUCAAAUGAAAAAAAUAUAUAAAAUAUGGAAAUGCUCCAACCUGUUUCUUUAGCAUUCAUUCACUGAUUGAGAUGUAUAUAAUGAUGAGGGGCAUUGAUCGUGUGGAUACCCAAAGGCUUUUUUCCCUGGGCUGUAUGGCUAACACGAGGGGGCACAGUUUUAAGGUGCUAAAACUGUGGUACAAGGGGGAUGUCAGAGGUAAGUUUUUCACAUAAAGAGUGGGGUGGGUGUGUGGAGUGCACUGCCGACGAUGAUGUUAGAGGUGGAUUCAAUAGCGUGUAUUAAAAGAAGAGGGGGAGAAAGCCGGUUUAAAAAGAUAAGGACAAGUGUGGGGCAAGAACUGACAAGUGAUUAUUGUGGGGGGGGCUUAUUGGCAGAUGGGCUCAGGUGGGGGUUGACUUGUAGACCCACUGAGUUCCCCCAGAAGUUUAUCUUUUGAUCCCAGCUGCAGUUUUUCAUAUCUGAAUUAGUUUAAUCACCCAUUUCAUCCCCAACACAGACUCUGCCAUCUGGACAAUGCAAACCAGGACUGUUAAUAUUGCCCUGGUGUCCCUGUGAAACAUUUUUCCAAAUGUACGAUGUCACAAUCACCCGGGUUUUAGGUGUAACAAUGACCUCGGGUACAGAUGUCACAAUCAUAAGCUGUGAACAUCACAGUCCUCUGUCAACUGGGGAGUACUUUCUCUGACAGUUCCUCGUCAGGUACAUCUCCUCCUGCCCGAAAGACGGAUUUGAUUAAGAGGGUUAAGAGGUACUGGGACCCGCCUCCCCCACCAACAAUUCACCAUGGAUUCUGCCGCCAAGUCUCUAUCUUUCUGCUUGGCUAUUUAGGGUGUGUUUUCCUGGCUGUGUUGACCUUCUAUGUCUUUCCUAAGGUACGGAGCAAUUCAGUACUGUAAUAUUACUGGGGCACUCCAAGCUUUUGAGGAGAGCAAUUUCUGUGGGAUGUAUGAAAAGAACAAAAUAAAAGCUUAGC